AUGGCGACAGUAACCAAGUUUUCGUCGACCAUGAAUUUCCGGAGGCGCAAGGAGAUGCGUGAGCGCGACGCGGAGAAAUUCGCGGUACUGCAGGCUUCCAAAACACGGGAGGACACGCUAAAUUAAGAGGCGUAUCAACUAUUCAUCUUUCCCUAACAGAGCACUGACAGGGGAGGAUUCCCACGCUGAGUGUGUGUGUAAUACGACCGAGUCCUCCUGGGUAGAAUUUGGACAAUAGGUGCUUCUAGGAAAUGAUGAACCAUUUAUUUUCGAUAGCACUAAUGAAAGGCGCUCAAUGCGUUUGACCUUCGGGUUGAGGAGAUCGAGCGGGAAAAUGAGCUUGCUAAGAUGAGUGGGCUCUCGAACAUUAUGACGGAAUUGUCGAUAAUUUCUAUCCACGAUGGAGCGAUCGACAUCAAGGUGACUGCUACACUACUACACUAGUCAGUAGAUUCGGCGUGGCAAAUAGCGACUGAUAUUGAUAUUGAAUACAGUUUUUUUCUAUUAUACCUAGGUUAUGUUGCAUGUUCUUUUAUGGGAGGUCUUCAACGCCGUUCAGCCUGUGGAAUUAAUUUCUAAAACCAAAAGUGGCAAACAGAUUGCACAGAAAGAGGAAGAAAAGCCUAAACCGCGACGUGGUAUCAUCCCUGCGGGCGACAAUAGCGGCAAUGACGCGAAGAAAGGAGACCCCAGAGCUGAGGAGAUGCACAAGCUCAGCCUCUACAAGCCACACGUACGCUCGUUACUCGAAUUUUUUUUAAUGCUCUAUGUUAACACCCGUCGUGCUUUUUCUAUGAAGGAUUCCGAGAGAUAAUUUGUUUACUACGAUGAAUUGGAAUCUCCGUGAUCAACAAAUACAACAGAUCGCGGAAGAGUCGUUUCGACAUGAUUAUGGAGAUGCGAGUCGACAAUUGAUAGCUGUGAACGCCUUGCAGCGUCAGCACCGGUCGGGAGAACCAGUGAUCAGCAAUGGCCGCUUCCUGACCAACUUCCCUUGCGGAGCGCAGCCAACUUGGAAUUUGAUGUUAAGGACACGAACUUCAGUGUUAGUCAUAGCAUCAGAAAGGAUAUAACUUCUCAACAUUUCGGAGGUGCGGUUGAUGUAUGAGUCCUUGUACCUAGUACUUUUUAUCAGUGAGGAACGGGAAUUGCAAUUUUUGAUCUAGACGCUCUAGUGCACACACGGAACAACAUCAACUCCGGCUUCGCUAAUCACCGAGCCAAUUUACCUGCGACCGACGGUUGCGUGCCAGAGACCCGUGCCGCAUGAGGUCAUCGAGCAUCAGCCUAUGAUGAGGCCAAUCAGUUUCAGCGAGCGGGAACGCGAGAACGAAGUGGCUUUGCGAGAGCUUUUCGAGAAGAAUAAAGUUAGUGGGCUCAAGGGUAAGCGUCAUUGAUUUCUUUAAUGUGCUCUCAGUCUCAGAUCAAUGAAACUGAAUAACUUACAACGUUUCGCAUACUGAUCAUGAUACAGUAAAAAAACGAAAGAAGUGCGUGGCUUCAGGUAUAGCUGUGCGGAUAGACCUAAUCUGUUCCUCUCCUACAACAGGUAUGACCAACGCUUACGGCAUCCAGUACUCGUUCACGUAUCAGACGUUGAACCGACAGCGAAUAAUGCAAGCGAUUGAAGCGCAGAGGUGCUAUGAUGGAAGACGUGGGUACAACUUCAAGGAUAUGAGUGCUGCCCACUUCGAGUGGCUCGAAAAGAAUGCUAGCUUCCGCGAGGCCAACGAGGUGUGGCUAGACCGCAAUAAGAGCACGUGGAGCGACUUUCAAAAGAAAGUGUGGGAGAUUUUGGGUACAGCGACUUUCGGUAGGAUCGCGAUCGUUGUGUUAUUUGUAGAAGAAAGGAGUACUACUUUGUAGUUCCUCAUCACAAAAACAAAGAGAAAGGUCAACAAUGACAUGUAGAUAACUCUGUGUCACCCAGAAUCCACAUUGCCGCACAGUUCUAAAGGCGGAGAUCUGCAUAGCAUGACGAGCAUUGGCAUCAUUCCAGCUGGUUCAGUCUCUUCUAUGGAUUGCAACCUUCCUAAUUUGGUGCUAGAUUAAAUAUCUACCAAGUUUGAGCCGGCAGCCCAGAGACAGAUUCUCCGUGGGGUGUCGGUAUAGGACGGAGAAACAAAAAGUUGAAGGUUUGUGCUCCUUCGAUUUAUGAUUAACUAGGCACUCUUGAUCCACCACAUUUGAUUUAGGGAUUGGAAUUUCACAGCUACUCUCUUUCUUCAUCCGUGAGUCCAUUUCCACUCUCCCAAUCCAAACUCUCACCUCAUCCUCAGCCAUCCUGCAUCGCGAUUAUUUCAAGUCGGAGAAGAAGAAUUUGCGCAUGUUCUUUCUGCAGAGAGGAAAGGAGUCGGAUGUGAAACAUCAUGUUGUUCCUUAUGCACCUGAAAACGGCUACGUUUUGGACGGUCCACGAAUGCUCGCCAAUCUCGAAUUGUGGGGCGUCGUCAACACGAAAAACCGACCGACACUCACAGAGGAUGAAAUGUAUAACUACAACUCCUUCUACAACGAGCAUUGAAGAUUCGAAAGAACUUUCUUGAGAGGAAGAACCAUGAUGAAUUCUGUAGCAUACUGUCAGUUCCGGAUCAUCUCUUUUUUGACCUUUUCUCGUGUCUUUUUUUUCUUAUCAGGUACGGUUUCCUGCAGCUCGUCGGAGAGCACUACGACGGCGCCGUUUCCUACGAGGCUAUGCGAAAAGUGAUGGGGAAGGUGCGUUGUUUGUAUCCGAGCCACGAGCGUGCGAAGCUGCGCUCUCUGAACGCACAGCUAAUGAUGAUGAAAGAGCGCGGCAAAGCUUUGGAAGGAUGCGCUGUGAGCAACUAUGUGGCAUCCCGAUUCCGCCGUUCGCGUUUUGUAGCGGAAUGCGGCGCGCCUGGCAUGCCGACUAACGAAAUGGAGGCCACAGGCAUGACCACGACCGAGCGCCCGUCAUCUGCAUGAGUGGCUCUUCCUGGCUGGAACAGAAAAUGUUGAAGAACAUCUACAGUCCCUAUCACUGAGCAGACGUGUUCAAGAAAUAGUAGUAGAGCAAAAACAUCAGAUGGACAAGGACAUACAACAGAUUUAUUAGUUUGAAGAAAAAGUAAGCACAGCAAGUAGUUAUGUCAUAAUCGCAAAACCACGGAGCUCUUGAAAUACUCACAGAAUGAAAAUGUAUAAUAUGAGAAUGUUUUGGACUAGAGCUAGCCUACUAUGGGAUUCCUAGAAUAUAUUAUAUGUAUCUACGUAAAAGUCACACUUUCUUCGAAACUGUAUGUAAAAAUCGGAUUUGAAAUCGAGAAAAAACGGUUCAGAAUACAAGUAAGUAACACACGAUACCGAUAGUCGCAGAAAAUGCGUAAGUUUUGGCAGUUCUAUCUCUUCGGGUAAUAUGCAUGCAUUGUAUUUACAUUGUUGGGUGGUAGAAGCAAGUGAAGAUCGCAAUGAAUUGGAAUUGUACACGUCGCACGAAAACACGCAUUUUACUGUAAACAAGUGUUGGGUCGCCAGUUUUAAGAAUUGUUACGCAAAACAGACUUAUCGAAUUCGAAUAGAAUGAAACUAAUAAGAAAAUGAACAGAUGAAAUCGUCAAUCCAGAACCGAAUAUUUUCGCAGCAUUCGAGAAACUGAAACCCUUCAGCAAUGUCACUGAGUGUACAUCAAAUCGCAACGCAUGAAAAAGUAGGUCCGUGUAACUCGGCAGAG
Amoebophrya sp. A25 is the source of this 3691-nucleotide messenger RNA. NCBI's taxonomy places the organism in Eukaryota, Dinophyceae, Syndiniales, Amoebophryaceae. The record is from the annotation of a GenBank genome assembly.